GAGAGGAACAGAGGGAGGGCCACAGCCCACCCACCCAUCCACCCAUCCGCGUCCACGCCCGUGCCCAGCAACUGGCUCUCGCUUCACUCCCUCCAGUCUGGUCGUUGUCCUCGCCGCUCCUCCACGGACCCCAACCUGCCGCCAUUCAACACCAUCGCAUCCACAAUCCGUACGGCUCGCCAUUGACUUACCGCCACUCAUCAUCUUUCCACGGCUUCCAAAUGGUCUCUGGUGGCUUGAGACCGUCUUCUUGCCACCCGCUGGUGCUCUAGCACCGCUCCUGCACGCCCUCCUCGACCCGCCUCGUCGACUUGCGUCUAGUUCUGGCUUUCGACAUGGCCGACAAAGGCUCUCGCACCAACGGGGCCGGCCCGGCCCCCGCGCGCUCGACGUCAAGAGCCUCCAAUGCUUUAUCUCUCAAUAUCGAUGACAAUGAAGAAGAUUUCGCCCUGGCCGCCAUGGGCAUCUCCGACUCGUAUCGUCCCUCGCCGGCACCACCCACCUCACACUAUCACCCCGUCCCGGCCGCUUCCGUCGACAUGUCGACUGCUGCUCGCCCUUCCAGCAUCGCCAAGAACCAUCGCCGCCACGACUCGCUGACCCUGAGGCAUGAUGGCCCGAAUGGACACGACGGCUCGUCGACGUCGGCCCGUACUGAGGCAUCCUCAGCUUUGCUAAGCAGGUCGUCGAGUGUUUCAACUGUUUCUGCCUCUCCAUUCAUCAGUCCGGAGGACCCCUACGAAGGACCAUCUGGCCCCUCGCACCCCUACCAGAUGUAUCCCCAGAACGUCCGCCUCGCCAGGACGGCGAGCCUGGCCACCACUUCGACUGCGCCCGUCUCCGAGCAGUCGUACUCUGGACCUCGGGGGCCUACUCACCCGUACAUGAUGUACCCACAAAAUACUGUUCCCGAGCCAAGCAUUGCCGAGGACCACUCUCCAGUGACCAUGCCUGCCAACGUCGGAUUCCCUGGUUCCAUGGACAGAUAUCAGAGGCGCAUUGGUCCAGAUGGUGAGGAUGCUGCCGACCUCAUCGGUCCAGACGGCCAUACGGAGCAGCUCCCCCCAUAUUCGAGAUAUCCCGACGAGGCGUAUCACCGGAAAGCCCUCGGCUUGGGUGUGCCCACGCCACCUGUGGUACAGCCCGCAUCGAGCCAGGCGGCGACAUCUGCACAGGCAAUUCCUGGAGCUGGUGGCAUCGGUAGAGCCACUCGCAAUCCGGAGUUCUCCUCAACCGAGGACUUAGGUGAUGCUGUAUCGCCCCUGUCCCGGCAGUCUGUCCGCAGCUUCGCCUCAGAACCCAGCCAGCAUGAAGUCAACACUGCAGCAGCAGCUGUUGCGGAUGAAAAGGCACCGCCUCGUGGUUGGAAACAGACUGCUCGGAAGCGUGUCUGGGGAGUUGUUCCGUGCUGGGCCGUAGGCCUUGCUGUGCUCGUCCUUGUCUUGAUGGGUGUUGUCGUUGGUGCCGUUAUUGGUAGCAUGUUUGGGUCCCGACUGAAGCUGGACGAUACCGCCCAAGACCCAAAGCCCAGUAUGGCUGACCCAGAUGAUUGGGAACCACUCGACUCCAUACCCGACGGAACACCACCACUGAUCACUGGCGAUUUCGGGUUACCGCUCAUGUUAUCGAAUACAGCCAGCCAAUGUGUCAAGAAUACCACACAGGCGCAAGCAUGGAAUUGCAACAUGAUCUACUCACAACUCGGCAUUAACAUCACCCAAAUCCCGAAAGCACCCGCAACGGAGGCGUAUUCGAUCAGCUUUUCAUACAACGACAGCUUUACCAUGGACGACUAUGUCUACGCGUACGGCAUGCAGCCGCCGAAGAUGAAGGGCGAAACUCUGCGCUUGGUUACGGACUUGUACCAAGACGAUCGUGGACCGGCCUGGUCUUUCAAGACCGAGUAUUUGAAAACUGUAAUCAUCCCGGAGGAGUUGUUAUACCCGUCCACAACCACGACGAAACGUGGGUCGGGCUCCUUCCAGGGAGACUUCUUUUCGAGAGGAAAAGCCUUCGCGUCCCCCGGAGAAAAGCCGUGGUUUUGCUAUUGGGACCAAACCGUCUUCGAAGCCUUCAUCUACGUCACCCAGAACAAUAGUCUCAAGGCGAUUAGCAACAAUGACAACAGCAGCAGUAGCAGCAGCAGCAGCAGUAUUAGCAGCAGCACUAGCAGCAGUCGCACUACCACUACCAGCAGCACGCGAACCACCAAACUGGGGGACGCUUGGUGGACUUCACCUCCUUCCGGUCUUCCGGGAACACCGCCUCCGCCACAUGAUAAUAACCAUCUCAACAGCGAUUAUGGGGUGCCCAGUAAUGAGCGUCGUGGCAGUGCUCCACAACCCACCGUCUUCCACCGUGAUGCUUCCAGUGCAUCGGACCACAGCGAGCCCGCAGCCUACUCCAACCUGCCUAAAUCAGGCAGCAAGCCUCCACACCCCAACGUUAUCAAGAUUCUUGAGCGUCGGAUAAAGAAGUCUGAAGAUACGGGGUUUUGCCAGCAAUUUGAGAUCAGGGGUCCUGGCCAAGAAGCCCUUCCCGUGCUCGUGGAGGGACGCCUCAUCAAAAUCAGCCUCAACGAGUCAUUUCCCACCCUGCAAUCAUCCUCAAGGGCCCGCGAUGUCAUCGAGUCAUACCUGGCCGAGCGAGCAGGUGAUGGAUCAUCAGGGACCGAGAUGAGCGAUUGUGGCUGUAUGUGGUGGUUAAAUUGAGCGCCCAGACGGCCUGGUUAGACUACUCAGAGCGCAGCAUGAUUUGGUUUGCAAUUCGACGACGACGGGAACGGAUCCAGCAUGGCAAUAUGGCGUUUGGCGAUUUCUUUCUCACUAUUUAAUUCGGAUAUCCCAGCACAAAGAUCUUUCAGAUAUAGCGUCUCUUUGGAAUGAAAAAUAUAUGAAAUCCGAGAUCUUGUCGCCCCUUUCACGAACCCUGCCGUCCUGUGCAAGAAUAUGUGCAAUGUUGCC
Microdochium trichocladiopsis is the source of this 2963-nucleotide messenger RNA. RefSeq lists its product as uncharacterized. The coding region runs from base 336 to 2711 and encodes 791 amino acids. NCBI's taxonomy places the organism in Eukaryota, Fungi, Ascomycota, Sordariomycetes, Xylariales, Microdochiaceae. The transcript has 2 exons. The record is from RefSeq and is a predicted model, not a curated record.